Molecule: messenger RNA, 1669 nt
Organism: Toxorhynchites rutilus septentrionalis
Lineage: Eukaryota; Metazoa; Arthropoda; Insecta; Diptera; Culicidae
Gene: rept
Product: ruvB-like helicase 2
Exons: 3
Coding region: 156-1553 (465 amino acids)
Biological process (GO): box C/D snoRNP assembly; chromatin remodeling; regulation of transcription by RNA polymerase II
Cellular component (GO): NuA4 histone acetyltransferase complex; Ino80 complex; Swr1 complex
Molecular function (GO): DNA helicase activity; ATP hydrolysis activity; ATP binding
Source: RefSeq, a predicted model, not a curated record
GUCAAAGCGGCUCCAGAGCACAAGUUUGCAAACCAAAACAAAACAUAACCUCCGUAUUGUGCAGUGAAGAUUCGUUAUUUCAAGGAAAAGUACUUCUGCGCCGAAAACAGCGGAAAAAGUUGCCAGAAGAUUGUUUCUAAUCAGGGAGCCCAACGAUGGCCGAAUUGGAUAAAAUCGAAGUCCGGGAUGUAACUCGUAUCGAGCGUAUAGGAGCCCACUCGCACAUCAGAGGACUCGGGCUGGACGAUGUCCUGGAGGCCCGUGCCGUCUCGCAAGGAAUGGUUGGUCAGAAGGAGGCACGUCGUGCCGCAGGAAUCGUAGUGCAAAUGGUUCGUGAAGGAAAAAUUGCCGGUCGAUGUAUUCUGCUGGCGGGUGAACCUAGUACGGGAAAAACUGCAAUCGCUGUUGGUAUGGCGCAGGCGCUUGGGAAUGAAACUCCGUUCACCAGCAUGUCUGGCUCGGAAAUUUACUCGUUGGAAAUGAAUAAAACUGAAGCACUUUCACAAGCAUUGCGCAAAAGCAUCGGUGUUCGUAUUAAGGAGGAAACAGAGAUUAUAGAAGGAGAAGUUGUUGAGAUUCAGAUUGAUCGACCAGCUUCGGGUACCGGUCAAAAAGUUGGAAAGGUUACAAUCAAAACCACUGAUAUGGAAACGAAUUAUGACUUAGGCAAUAAAAUUAUUGAAUGCUUCAUGAAAGAGAAGAUACAGGCGGGAGAUGUAAUUACGAUUGAUAAAGCUUCCGGUAAAGUUAGCAAGCUCGGUAGAAGCUUUACUAGAGCGCGUGAUUACGACGCAACCGGAGCGCAGACAAGAUUCGUGCAGUGUCCUGAAGGCGAACUGCAGAAAAGAAAAGAGGUGGUCCACACUGUGACUUUGCACGAGAUCGAUGUUAUCAACAGCAGAACCCAUGGCUUCUUGGCCUUAUUCGCCGGUGAUACUGGAGAAAUUAAACAAGAAGUUCGUGACCAGAUCAACAGCAAGGUGUUGGAAUGGCGCGAAGAAGGCAAAGCAGAAAUCAACCCGGGGGUAUUGUUUAUAGAUGAAGCCCACAUGCUGGAUAUCGAGUGCUUCUCGUAUCUCAAUCGUGCACUGGAGAGCGACAUGGCUCCGGUUGUGGUGAUGGCUACCAACCGUGGUAUAACUAAGAUCCGAGGUACAACCUAUCGUAGUCCUCAUGGAAUACCAAUAGAUCUGCUCGAUCGAAUGAUCAUUAUCCGGACGGUUCCUUACACUGCAAAGGAGAUCAAAGAAAUUCUUAAGAUUCGCUGUGAAGAAGAAGAUUGCCAAAUCAACAACGAAGCUCUCAUGGUGCUGGGACGCAUAGCGACCGAAACAAGUCUGCGGUAUGCCAUUCAAUCCAUUACAACAGCCCAUCUGGUGAGCGUAAGACGCAAGGCGGCUGAAGUAACUGUAGAGGAUAUUCGCAAAGUUUAUUCGCUCUUUUUGGAUGAGAAACGUUCAAGUAAGAUAAUGAAAGAAUAUCAGGAUGAAUACAUGUUUUACGAUGAUAGCUUGCCUCAAGCUGAACAAGCGAUGGAGGUGGAAACAGGUUAACAUGCUGGAAGGUGAGAAAUGAAUAUAAGAAUUUGGGUCUCAUUCCAUUCAUAAUGUCUAAUAUUUCACAAAGAUAGCUUAUCGAGGUGUAAUCCAAUAAAUUCAAGAAAUGCUUC